Molecule: messenger RNA, 465 nt
Organism: Gamsiella multidivaricata
Lineage: Eukaryota; Fungi; Mortierellomycota; Mortierellomycetes; Mortierellales; Mortierellaceae
Exons: 4
Coding region: 1-465 (154 amino acids)
Source: RefSeq, a predicted model, not a curated record
AUGAAACUUACAAGAUCCCUGAACUGGAUAUCAGAUGUAAGACUUGUUGGGAGACAAGGAACAGCGAGUGUGGAGCGAGGGGACACGAGUGAACAAAAUUUUGGGGUUGUCUUUUGUUCCUUGUUCCAGUUGAACAAGAAGACCGUUGUGUUGAUCACUCGCUACAGUGUGCUUAGUUUGUGGGACACAAAUUAUUCGAGCAUUCAGAUUGGGAGUUUCCUUACUCCAUACAACUGUAAAAGAACUAUCUCCAAGCGCAACAACGGACAGACACACGCCACCAAACAAAAAAAGUCAAACACACAUGCACCACCUGCCACAGCCGAUGAUGCUAAUGCGACCGCGGAUGAACUCUACAUGGUUCCUGAUCCCCUCCAUGAGCUGCAUCCGCUCGUGCCAUCGGAACGUGUGCCCCUUUCAUUCCGCCAUUCUAAUCUUGAUCGCUGCCGAAUCGGCAACGAUUAG